Messenger RNA from Colletotrichum godetiae, 891 nucleotides. RefSeq lists its product as uncharacterized. The annotation marks the transcript as partial. Lineage: Eukaryota; Fungi; Ascomycota; Sordariomycetes; Glomerellales; Glomerellaceae. The record is from RefSeq and is a predicted model, not a curated record. The transcript has a single exon.
AGCUCCUUAAACAGCAGCGUCGGCGCAUGCUUCACCGCCUCACCUUCAAGACCCAUCUCGGCGCCCAUCGUAUCACGUCCAACUUCGGUCACAGUAUCCACACCAGUCUCCGACUAGCAGCCCAACGAAAGAUGAGAUCAACGACAGUCGACCACAACAGCGGAUACACAGCACGUACGGAUGAAUGGCAAGUGAAGAGAAUUCAGGGACACAGCGAUUUCGAUGGCGCAAUUUACUACCACGUGGCUUGGAAACCAACCUGGGAACCAGAAGACCGACCCCAGCACAUGUUACCAGUUUUAGUCGAUUGGAACGAACUCCAUGGCUAUUCCAAUUCCAGAAGAUUACCGUUACGUCGAUACGACCCCACUUUGGAGCACUGGUCGGGGGAGGUCACCGGGCGAAAGGAGGUCGACAGCAUGACUUUCUACAAAAUCAAGUGGCAAGUGACUACGGAGCCGGCGGCCAAUCUAGAGAAUGCCCACAGCCUUGUGAAGAAGUACUGGGAUGAUCUGGAUAGUCUACAGCUUGGGAACAGAGGGGGCAUGAAGAUGACGGCGAGGAGAUGUGAUUGCGGGAAUGGGUUGCUGUCGCGAGAUCACGUAAAUCAACAUAAGAAUAUCUGCUGUGAUCAUUAGAGAUCGUUGGAAUAUGUUACGUGAGAUUCGUCUUCGUGACGAGACUUAGAUCACUCAGCGAAAUUGGUAGCGUUUCUUAAUGGACCUCACUAUGUGAUAUGAAAGAUGGAAUAAUAGCUUCACGCAGAUCGCUACAUCCAAGGUGCAACAAGGUUACAGCAACAAUCUAUUGCAGGCAGACUUUCCAAUCCAUUUGCCUUCAUCAACUUUGCCGGACUCGCUUCAAAACAGCAUCGUACUCUUCCAGGUGCCU